Molecule: messenger RNA, 624 nt
Organism: Heterobilharzia americana
Lineage: Eukaryota; Metazoa; Platyhelminthes; Trematoda; Strigeidida; Schistosomatidae
Source: the annotation of a GenBank genome assembly
AUGUAUUUACUGUUAGAGGGGCGUCUCAAAAUCUUCACCAUCCCAAACUUACUAACUGUUUCUCGUAUUGCACUUACUCCUCUCAUUGUCAGUAAUGUUGUUGGUGGUGAUCUCAGUGCGGCCUUUGGUCUCACCAUCGUAGCGGGACUAACUGAUGUGCUAGAUGGAUUUAUAUCCCGGAAUGUACCAAAUCAGAAGUCAAAUGUUGGAAGUUUCUUGGAUCCUCUAGCGGAUAAAAUCCUUGUGACAGCUUUGGUCCUAUCUUUAACAUCUAUGGACUUAUUUCCAAUUAGUCUUGCCUGUCUUUUCAUUCUCCGUGAUGUUGGGUUGGUGACUGUAGUUACUGCAUCACUGUUGCGACACUAUAGCGCACAUAAUUCAAAGACACUUGUACAGGAGGUGGAAAUAAAAGCAUCUAACGUCAGUAAGCUGAACACACUUUGCCAAUUAUCUAGUGUUAUACUAAGUAUGACAUAUCCUUUGUAUGGAUUCCCUAAUUAUGAAUACUUAGAGGUUGUUUGGCUCCUAUCUGCUGGAACCACAAUCUCAUCUGGACUCGGAUAUCUAAGAAGUCUUCCUGAAUGGAGACGACGUGUUACUCAGACAGCUACAAAACAUAAAUAA